GUCACGGGGUGCCUCAUUGUCUGUGUCGAGAGGGCCACACGACUGGUGAAGUCACAACAAGGGGCAGGGAAGGAGUAUGUGUGUAUCUUCAAACUCCACAGUGUGGUGGACGAUGAGAAACUUGUAUCACAGAAACUGGAGAUGAUGACAGGGGCAUUGUUCCAGAGACCGCCAUUAAUUUCUGCCGUGAAGAGACAGCUGAGAAUUCGUACAGUGUAUGAAUGCAAGAUGCUGGAGUACAACAAAGACGACGCAAUGGGUAUUUUCUGGGUGAGCUGCGAAGCCGGCACAUACAUUAGGACCAUGUGUGUACACCUGGGUCUGUUUCUGGGGGUCGGGGGUCAAAUGCAGGAGCUCAGACGAGUCAGAUCUGGUAUCAUGUCCGAAAAGGUGGGUGUGUGUGAUGAAAAUUGUGGUGUUUUAAGUAGAUAUCAAAAUUGUGUUAAUUUAACCAUAGCCCAGAUGACUACAGCAGUGAUGGCCACAUGUGAUCACGGAGUUGUGGCAAAGAUCAAAAGAGUGGUGAUGGAGAGAGACACUUACCCAAGGAAUGUAAAGAAAGAGAUGAAGCAAGAACCUUCAGAAGAAACAGUUGUCAACUCACACAAGAGGAAGAAAGAAGCCAGUACCUCCGAGGAGAGUGAGCCCCCGUCACCUCCCCCUGCCCCGGCGGAAGAUGUGGAGAAGGAGAAAAAGAAGAAGAAAAAGAAGAAGAAAGACAAAAAUCAGGAAGCUGAUGAGGCAGGGGAUGCCCCAGAGGAAUCGCCAGAAAAGAAGAAGAAAAAGAAAAAACACAAAAAAAUAAAGACUGAGCCUGCAGAAAGUGACUGAUAAACAAUGUGUCUGUGUGUCUGUCUGUGUGUGAGGAGAAAUCAUCAGUGAGAGAGACAGAGUGUGAGAGUUUCAUGUGGCAUUUCUCAGUUUUAUCAACAAACUACAGUCAAAUGCUGUUAAGCCUGAUUCAUUUACAUGUAGGUGGAAUACGGUGACCUGAUUUGACCAGGUUAUGGAUACUUGAUGUGUUCAUAUUUUGUAUAUUUCUCUUUUAUAUAUAUGUUAAGAAUGAAAUGUGCUGUUAGUCUGUUAAUAAAAUUGUUUUCAUUCAUA
Saccostrea cuccullata (small rock oyster) is the source of this 1107-nucleotide messenger RNA. RefSeq names its product H/ACA ribonucleoprotein complex subunit DKC1-like. NCBI's taxonomy places the organism in Eukaryota, Metazoa, Mollusca, Bivalvia, Ostreida, Ostreidae. The record is from RefSeq and is a predicted model, not a curated record. Gene Ontology annotation, molecular function: pseudouridine synthase activity; RNA binding. The annotation marks the transcript as partial. The transcript is spliced from 7 exons. Gene Ontology annotation, biological process: snRNA pseudouridine synthesis; mRNA pseudouridine synthesis; box H/ACA sno(s)RNA 3'-end processing. Gene Ontology annotation, cellular component: box H/ACA snoRNP complex.